Molecule: messenger RNA, 8332 nt
Organism: Porites lobata
Lineage: Eukaryota; Metazoa; Cnidaria; Anthozoa; Scleractinia; Poritidae
Source: the annotation of a GenBank genome assembly
UUAAUCUUCAGGUCAAGUCACCUUGGUGUGACAGAUAAUCAGAAAAGAUGGUUUGUCUUUGGAAUAGCACUCAACAAGAUCCUUGUGCCACAGGUCCGUCCUUUUGUGGAACAAGAGGUUGAUAAGGAAUACAACAAACUCAAGACAAGCCACAAUAUUCAUACACAAAGUACAUCUGGUCGUCUUCAAAGGUGGCCUGCAAGAAAGUUUUUAAAGUAUGAGAACAUCAAUGGCAACAGUCGUCACCCAAAGCUUCCGGGUGGAAAAUACAACAUUUCCUUGUUUGAUUGUAGAGUGUUAUCUCACAUUGACUUUGCCAAGUUGUACGUUGAAAACUUCAUGGCUAAGUUCAGUGCUUUUGGUGACCACUGUGAUGCUUCAGCUGUACUUACAUUACUUGUUGGGGUGCCUGUGUUCUCAACAGCCAUGCAAGCUGCAGCUGGUGAUGUCAGGAAUGUUAGGAAUGACUGGGCACACUGUGUCUUCAGCAAGUGGGAUCCUGUUAAGUUUCAGCAGAGUUUUGUUGAGAUGGAGCACCUGGUGAGAGUCAUGGCUCUACCUGCUGCAGAUGAAACAAAACUCCUUGGAGAACUGAAAGAUUGGGAGACUAAAGGUACUAUAUGUACUUCAUAUUAUUAUACAAUUAAUGAUUGGUAUAAUAUUAGCGUUGGUACAUUUUUAACAUUUGCUAUCCUUACUGAGCUGAAAGGUGCUGUUAAACAGUCAGGAUCAGUUAUCAGUCAUUUAUGUAUACCAAAAAUAUACAUGGGUGUAGCUACCAGCCGUCCCCAGUAGAGACAGAAAAAUAGAUGGAGAUCAACAGAAGCCAAAUAAGAGAAAGCUAAACAAGGUGCAAUUCCUUUGAUUUGCAACUUAACUUUAACUUUUUGUGGAUGAUUCUUUUCAAAACAAGUGGAGUGCAUUGUUUUCUCCAAUUUGGCACAUUGGCAAAAGGCCUUAAAUACUGCUACUUGAAUAGCAUGGUCCUAAGACCAAAAGAGUUGAGUUCCUCACCAUACUCAUAAAACUGAAAAAUGGAUAUUCAAUCAAGUUCACUCUGCAUUCUUAACUUCAUUAUUAUCAAACGGUUCUGAGAAAACAAGAGCUUCUUUUUAGGUUUGAAGUUCCUUUCCAACUGUUUAUCAAAAAGGAUCGCCCCCUCAUUGAUUUUAACGUGAAUGUUUAAAAUAUGGCUUUGAUCCAGUAAGAUUAUUGAUACUUCCAAGAAAGCAGACCUUGGGAUAUUUAAUGAUUGGCUCUUUAGUUAACUUUUCAUAAUAUUUUGUUCUACUUAUCUGUGUAGAUACUAUGUCUAAUUUAUAACUCUUUGUGCUUUGUUUGCAGGGACUCUGUUGUGCAUGAACUCUCCUGUAGACCCAGCAUUGCUUCAACUAGUCCAGCAGGAAGUAAAAUUUUUACAAGACAACCUGAAAAACUUGUCUGUAGAAUUUGACCAAGAAAAGGUGAGGGUACAACAAGAACUACAAAACGCUGCCAUAAUUCUUGAAGAAAUGAAACAGACAGUGGAAAGACUGAACAAUUUUCAAGGUAAUCCAACCUGUUUAACCUCUCCCGCCCAUUUUCAUAUUACUGACGUCAUUAUUGCAAAAAUAUAUUGGUUUCCUGCUUCUUCUUUUCUUGUGGGAGCAUUUAAAAAUUGCAAACAUUAUGCUUCUGUUUUGUAGAGAAUGCAGAUCAGAAGUUUGAAAAUUUAGAGACUCGUACCGGACAAGUUGAAGACCAAGUGCACAAUCUUACCGGUAACUUCGAGAUAACAAUUAUAGUUAACAAUUAUUCUUUGAAUCGAGGUGAGUAUUGGCUAAAUAUUUACCGAGCCACGAAGUGGCGAGGUAAAUAUUCCUAAAGCCACUAUUCACCGAGAUUUCAAAGAAUAAUUGUUUUAGUAUAUACACACGAAGUGAUCUCCGCAAAAUCCGGGAGGAAACCAUUAAAAAGUACGAUUUGAUUGACAGUUCAGGUCAGCUAGACACGCGAAAGUUUAAAAAUAGAUCUUUGUAGAAUUUUCAAACAUGGCAAUUCACAAGCUUAUCACUUCGCAAACAACAACGUAAUGACUUAAAUGGAACCGCUAAAAGUUUGAAUUGUUUCCUUACCUGAGAAGAAAAGAAGAGCUUUGUUGUUUUCUGUUGACUCGCCAAGUUUAUAACCGAAAAGGUUUGUUGUGUCGUUCUUCGCAUGAAGCGCUGACAAAAAUGGCGAAUUGGUUCCUCGAGGUAAGACGCCGUUUAACUUUUCAUGUAGCAUUCUUUGUCUUAUUUACCUGAAACGUAGAAUUUCUGCAAACAUUUGCUUUCAAAUUUGUUUGUCAUAAAUAAACUUCGUUUUGGGCCAAUUUUUUCUUGUUAGGAAACGCUGAGUUCACGAAACGGCCUCUUCUAAGCGAAUAAACGGUAGUUUUAAACAAUCCAUCGACCACAAAACUCAACUACAGUAAAUGGAAAAAUGCCGUUUUCAAUCCGUCGAAGUCUUUUCUUGCCUAAAAAAGAGUCAACCCUAGGAUUUUGUCGACUUCUAAAAGAUCUUUCUCUAAAAAAAAUGGGAAAAACACCGAGCUCACACGUUAUCCACUCGCUAGGAGGUGAAUAUUGUUGAUAUAAUUAACGAUUAUUCCACGAGGGCGCGUUGGAUAUGAGAUGAUAGAUAGCCAACGAGGCGCAUAGCGCCGAGUUGGCUAUAAUCAUUUCAUAUCCAACAAGCCCGAGUGGAAUAAUUGUUUUAUUAAAAACGCCCACAAAAUCUCGUUGAAUCGCCCCGACUAGAACAAACCGGAAAAGACAAGGGACUUCCGCUAUUGACAUGUCACACGUCUAUCAAAACUGUCAACGCGCGAACCGGGCUCGCCUAGACUGCAUGAAUGAAAAAUCAAAACAUUGUGCGAUGAACAUUAGUUUUUUAAAAACUCAUCGUGAUUCUAGGAUUUUACACAGCAGAACAGCUUAAAAAACCUGGCAGAUAAUGUGAAGGAAAGGAAUUUUUAAGUGACAGCCGUCGAAAUUACUAUGAAUUUGGAUUUUCGGUGCAGUUAUAAAAGUAAAACCAACGGAGAAAAACUACCGGUAUUACCUCUGUCGCUUGUUAUGAAGUUGUUUGAAGCCACAAGCUGGUUUUGCUGAACGAGAAAAGAAGCUAUACUGCCGCCUCGAUUGCUCUAGUGAAUGGCAGCAUAGCCUGUAUUUGUAGCUGGUUACUUGUGAUUUAUAUUCUUGAUGUCGGAUAAACAAGCUGCAGUUAUCUAUCGGCGAGUGACUCGAUCGGCGAAUGGCUUCGCGAUCAUGAAGAAACAACACUUGUCUUCUUUCGUAGCUGGUCAAGGUACUUUAGUUCCAUGUGUUUUCCGACAAACUUUCAAACAAGCUCUUGUGGCUUUUUUGUUUGUUUUUGUCUUUUUUCUUUCGUUGAAAUUGCAUUUCUAGUAUUCUAAGAAAUGAAUUAAAACGAUUUGCUUCGAGCGCCGUUCUAUCCUUCGCGAAAAAAAAAUCUCAGCUAGCUUCCAAUUAUAAACUGACGCGUACACCGACCAUAUAUGGAGAACAUGGUAUAUUAGCUCAUAUACCAUAACGGCUAAGCCAAUCAAAAUGCUAGAAUUGCAUUAUCCAAUGAUUCAGUUUUUAAUAAAUAGUCCUAGAUAGCGAACCAAUCAGAUUGCUUAAAUCACCAAGAUCACUGACCGUGUAUAUACUAACUACGUUUAGUCUCAUUUACGGAAAGAAGACAGCAGAUCAGCGGUUUAAACUUUAAUAAGUUGAAGACCUUAGAAAGGUCAGUUAAGCAGGUUAAGUCGGGCGUCACAUAGACCCCUCUAACUGGCGCUGCCUCUGUUAAGUCCAUGCACCCAGUCUGUUAAGUCCAGUAGUCGCGGAAUGAAAUACCGUGGAUGAGAUCGGAGGACAACACAUGCACAUGUCCUCUUUACAUUAUAUGUUAACAUACCAAGAGUAAUCGUGGACGUCAUCAUACAAGGGUACCACUGGCAGUUGCUAUCAGCUAUAAGCUAACUGUAACCCGCCCAGCCAUGGUAUGAAUGAUGUGUGCAAGGCAGUCUACACCACCAUGGAAAUGUUCCCCACUCUUUUCAAACAGUAGUGUUUGAUCUUUUUAAGGCCCCUUCGAUUGAAAGAAGCAUAAAGGAUAACGGAUGCAAGGCCAACCGCUUAACGUCACCGCCUAAAGACGCGAUCAUCUUAAAUGAGAAUCACAGCCUUCAUGAUCUUAACAGCUUUUUUUAAGACCCUGGUUGUUCGUCAGGCCCAGGCUUGAACCCCCAUCCUCUCGCUCGGUAGACUGGCGCUCUCACAACUGAACUGCAAGGAUCACAUUCACUUUCAUAUCACCAUCCUCAGCUUACAUACCUGUAAUAUACAUGAAUGAUUAAUUUCAUUCAUUAUAAGUCAAAAGAACACGAUUGAGGAUAUCGUUUUACACGGGAAAAAAAUUCCUUUUUAAUCCAAGUUGCUCCCUCCUCCUGUCUUACUCAAUUGCAGCAAAGUUUCAUGACCUGACGGCUAAAGAAUCUGCUUUGACAAACGCUUGUCUUCAAGACCAACUGAUGACAUGUGACGGUAGGUUUGUCAUUGAUAAUAAAUAUAGCGGCAUGAUUUACAGUGCAAUUUUUUAUUUGUGACAAGAAAUUAUCGAGAGAAAAAUCAAAUUACCUUCCAUAUAGUUGUCAAAGGAAGUUAUUAAAGGAGGAUCCCCAAUACAUUUUCUCUCUACAUUUUUGUAUAAUCAGUCACCGUACUUUCCUGUGGUAGACAGUUUUAACAGAUUAACAACGCUUUGACAGAGAGUUUGAUAAAAAGUAGUGGUACGAAUGGUUUGCUGUCUUGUAGCAACUAAGACACUUGAAAUGAAAACGCUAACUCAAUAACGAGAAGUCCAACACCCGUGAACUUUCGUCGACUGUUAAAAUACAGUAAAAUUCCGAAAAUAAGCCCCUCCAUGUAUAAGCCCCUCUAAAUAUAAGCCUCCUAAACCGGUAACGCAAAAAACCCUCCGUUAACUCGCCCCUCCAAAUAUAAGCCCCCCCCCCCAGGGGCUUGUCUUGGAAAAUUGCCCUCAAAUACAAAGGAAAACUAGGCAGAAACUGUAAAUUUACUUCCAACUAUAAGGCUAGCACAAUCGACUUUGAAACGCAAGUUUCCCUUUGUGGAUAAGCCCCUCCGAAUAUAUGCCCCUCAAAAAGGGCCUUUGAAAAAUAUAAGCCUCGGGGCUUAUUUUCGAAAUUUUACUGUAUGCUCCUUUUUAUCCAUUGUUCAAAUGUAUAUUAUUUUAAACACGGAGGAAAUUAUAUGCCUCAUUUUUGUUUUCCUCAAUAGUCAAUCCAGGUAAACUUGUUGAACUUAUCAGACGAGACUACAAAGGCGCGGUCUUGUGUCCCUUUCCAUGGUGUGAAGAUGAACUACAGCUGAAGCUAUCGAACAUCUUCACAAGAUUGCAGAUAGUUAGUAGAACAAAAGAACGUUCAAAACUUACGCAUUCCACCGUCAAUAUGACAGAAAUAUUCAAGUCGCAUCCAGAAUGCCACAAUCCAAGAGUGGUGCUGAUCGAGAGUAAUCCUGGGAUGGGCAAAACUACGUAUUGUCAAAAGCUGGCAUAUGAUUGGUCCGUGGGCGAAAUUCCACCUGAUGCGUCGUUUCCUGAAGCGAAUAUAUUGCUGCUGUUGAAAUGCCGUGACAUGCACAUGAAAACCGCUAACAUCGAGGAAGCUAUUGAUGAUCAACUUCUGCCCCAUGAUGCAAACAAGAGGGAAAAGCAAGACUUGUUCCACUUUAUUCGCUGUAAUCAGUCCAGAAUCUUGCUGGUUCUUGAUGGUUUAGACGAACUGCGUGAAGACCUUCUGGAGGGUUUUCUGCCUUUGAUUCAAGGAAAAGUCUUUGCGAAUGUGUACCUCAUGUUAACAGCUCGACAUGAAGCAGGGAUGAGAGUAAGGCGUUAUUGUGACACCCUUCUUGAACUUGUUGGUUACACAAAACAUGACGUCGAAAGUUACGUUAAAAAGUAUUUCGUCAGUCAUGAGGAUCAAAGCCUUGCUGACAAAAUGAUAAACCAGUUAAUACGCGACAAACAACUCGCAGAAUUAACAGCAAACCCCCUUAAUACAGCUUUGUUGUGUCUUCUCUGUGAAGAAACAAGAGGAGUCUUUCCUUCGAAAAGAACCAUGAUGUACGAUGACCUUGUGUCGUGCGCUCUCAGAAGGUAUUUUGCAAAAGGAGGUAUUUCUUUGGGUGACCAAGAUCCGAUGGAGCGAUGUGCGAGUGAGCUGAAUCAGUUGGGAAAGAUGGCAUUUGAGGCUCUGCUUAAGAAUCAGUUAUAUUUCACUCAAGAUGAGGUGAAAUCCCAGUCCCCCGCUUUAAAUUUCCUACGGUUGCCGUUUCUUUCCCGUGAGCCAAGUGUGAGCAAAGUCAGACCUACACCGACCUACGCGUUUACUCACAAAACAUUUCAAGAAUACUUUGCGGCGUUUUUCUUGGCCCAUCAGUUGUUGUCUGGUGACAAAGGGAAAGAGAGAUUGUUGGAUGAACUCAGUCCUAUUGAUAAUUGGCAGGUGUGGGAAUUUCUCAUCACAAUAGUGUUAAGCAAGAGUGUUAAAGCGGCAGUAACUGUUGUCUCUCGCCUUUGUGCUUUCUUUUGUCACAAGAGGCCUUUAAGUUUAAUGGACGUGAAUCGUGACGAUGUUGAUUUGGAUCGACGCGACAUCUUCAAGGACAGUCCGUAUGACUGGGCUAAGUAUUUGAGAAAAAUGAACAAGGAUGAAAGAACGCUAUGCAACGUCCUCAAAAAAACCCUUGAUCUUAUUGCUGAGUGGGAAGAUGGUGAUGAUGAAUUGAAGGAUUACCAAAAGGAAGUUGUGCGUGUGCUUGCCCGCUGCUUUCCAAUUAAAAAAUUGGAUCUUACACUAAGUGCUAGCACAUUUUGCUCCGUGUACUCUGAGUAUCUAAGACUGAAUUACAGUUUGAUAGAUUUGACUUUGUAUAGUGCGUUUGACCUGAUCCUGUUAAAAACAAUUGAACAUGUUUUUCAUUCUAAGCAAAAUUUGGUGCAUUUUACGUUUCUAAACUCGACAUGGGGUUUUGAUGCUUUUAUUGGUGUAUUAUUUGCUUCGCCUGAACGAGAAGAGGCUUUCUCAAAUCUGGGUAAACGUCUUCAGUGGAACCAGUUGGUCGGUACCAAAGAACUGCUCUCAGAGGUCCUUCAGUCAGGUCGUGUUUUAACACAUCUGAAUCUAGACAGAGUCUGGAUCUGCGAUGGAGGAGCUCAAGUACUCGCGGAUUUCCUUCAAAUAAAUCAAGCUUUGACACAUCUUAAUCUACGUCACGCCAUGAUCUAUGACAUUGGAGCCAUUUUACUCAGUGACGCUCUUCAGUCGAACAGCAAAUUGACACAUUCGAGUCUUCCAGAAAAUUGGAUCAGUGUUACUUGAGCCUUUGCUCUAGGGGCAACACUGAAGUUCAAUUCUGUGCUAACAUAUUUAGAUCUGAGUCAAAAUCUUGGCGGCGAUUCAUUUGCCAUGGCGCUGUCGAAAGCUUUGGAAUCUAACUGUGCCUUAAAGUACUUGAAUCUGUGUCAAUGGUUUGACUGCAUUGAAAAAAAUACACCUUUUCCGGAAUCUGCUAACGUGCACGUUGAAAUGAUUGGACCUGAAGGAGGAUCAGCCCUUGCAAAAGCUCUUCGAUUCAACUGUACAUUGACGUAUUUAGAUCUUCAGUAUAAUAACAUCGGCGACUCUGGAGCAGCAGCACUUGGCGAAGCUCUUCGAACAAACACAACUUUGAAGGAAUUAUACCUCAAAGACAACAAGAUAGGGGAAAUAGGAUCAGAAGCCCUCGGAAAGGGGCUACAGUCAAAUCGUACUUUGACCCAUUUGAAUCUAGAUUUUAACCACGAUAUCGGUGAUUCAGGCGCAUCAGCCAUCGCAAAGGCACUACAGUCGAGGGGCAGUAAAUUAACCUGGUUAGAUCUAAGUUUUAACAAAAUCAGCUCCUCGGGUGCCACCUCCAUCUCAGAAGCUCUUUGCGUUAACAGUUCUCUUACACAUUUAGGAUUGGGGAGUAAUAAGAUCAACUCUUCUGGCGCCUCCACAAUUGCUAACUCACUGCAAUCAAAUCGUACGUUAAUUCAUCUGAAUCUUGGUGAUAACGAAAUUGGCGAUUCAGGGGCCAAAGAAUUUGCUCACUCUCUUACGAAUCACAACAACACGUUGGGCUUUUUAAACCUUGAUGAGAACAAUUCAAUAAGUUCAAUAGGAAUAGAAAGCCUUGAAGAGGUUGAUCAGUCGAAAUGUAUCGUGAAGUAUCGUAAACGCCGGCGGUAG